Neltuma alba is the source of this 482-nucleotide messenger RNA. RefSeq names its product SOSS complex subunit B homolog. Gene Ontology annotation, biological process: response to ionizing radiation; double-strand break repair via homologous recombination; mitotic G2/M transition checkpoint. Gene Ontology annotation, cellular component: SOSS complex. Gene Ontology annotation, molecular function: DNA binding. Lineage: Eukaryota; Viridiplantae; Streptophyta; Magnoliopsida; Fabales; Fabaceae. Bases 69 to 482 code for a protein of 137 amino acids. The record is from RefSeq and is a predicted model, not a curated record. The transcript has a single exon.
CAAUCUCUCUUUUUCAUGUCCGCUAAUGAAGUUAUUUUCCUGCAAGUUCUUGCUGCAAGAAAGCAUUGAUGCUGCUUCUCAAAGACAUAGUGCCCGCAGCACAGAACAACAUAGAUACAAAAUUUAUACUUCUGGAGAAAGGAAGGACAACAUUAGAAGGGCAAAAUAAGACAUGCUUGGCACUUGUAGCUGAUGAGACUGCAGCAGUUCACUAUCAGUUCUGGGGAGAUGAGUGUGACGUAUUCGAGCCUGGCGACAUCAUCCAUUUGGCCAAUGGUAUCUUCUCUUACCACCGUAAUAAUCUCGUACUAAGGGCAGGGAAGAGAGGGAAAGUAGAGAAGGUAGGAGAGUUUACUAUGGCCUUUGUUGAGACGCCAAACUUGAGUGAGAUUCAUUGGAUUCCUGACCCAAAUAAUCCUAAAAAGUACGUCCAGGAAUAUGUAAUGUCUCCACUCUCCCGUGUUUUUCCCCCAGUAACUUAA